CCUGAAAUCCUACUGACUCACCUCCAGCAUUUUGUUUAUGGACACCACUAAGCAGCCUUCUUUUCGCAAAGAUCAAAACAACAGCUGGUCUUCGGAUUGCCAUUUCCCCCUCAACUGAGAAGAUGCCUGAUGCUCUCUGUAUUGUGGGCUCCAUGUUCGGGUCAGAGGAAGGACAGCAAGAAUGUGGCACCUGCUACCUGAUAAACAUGGGCUCUGUGAUUGGCAUCAUUGCCUCUGACAUUAUCUUGACCGUGUUCCUCAUCAUCUCCGUGUUCUGCUUCGCAAGUCAUCACAGGAGAAGAAGGGAACAGGAGUCUCACGAUGGUAGAAGAAAUCUGUCCUUAUCUGUCUCGAACAAGAUGACCCCAGAAGACACAGAAUCUCCAUAUCAGGAAUUACAUGGAGUGCAGUCAGAUAUCUACAAUGAACUUCGACACUUUCGGAAAUGACAUAUUGUGGAAAAGUGUUAAAAUUCUCAACUUCAUGUCUGUGACUUACUGUAAAAUAUAUAAAAGAACUAUGCCAAAUAAUCCUUGGUAUAAAUCUUGCUUUGCAACUCAUAAAUUAGCAUAAAUCUAAUGAUAAAUAGCGUGGAGUCUCUGAAUGUUGUUUCUGCAGUUAAUUUAUGUUGUGCUGAGUGGAGCAUGGAAUUCAGUAAGUACAUGGUGUGUUUGUAAAUUCUUUUGUAUUUAUCAAAAUAUAAUAAAACCCACCUUUGCAAUCAUUGUUUACCUUUAGAAAAAUUCUGGUCAGACUCAAUAAAACUGGUUUCAUUUUG
Molecule: messenger RNA, 778 nt
Organism: Poeciliopsis prolifica (blackstripe livebearer)
Lineage: Eukaryota; Metazoa; Chordata; Actinopteri; Cyprinodontiformes; Poeciliidae
Gene: tyrobp
Product: transmembrane immune signaling adaptor TYROBP
Exons: 5
Coding region: 123-449 (108 amino acids)
Biological process (GO): positive regulation of natural killer cell activation; microglial cell activation involved in immune response; negative regulation of transforming growth factor beta1 production
Cellular component (GO): cell surface
Molecular function (GO): signaling receptor binding
Source: RefSeq, a predicted model, not a curated record